Hyalella azteca is the source of this 2174-nucleotide messenger RNA. Its product is annotated as transmembrane and coiled-coil domain-containing protein 4. The transcript has 15 exons. Bases 175 to 2049 code for a protein of 624 amino acids. Lineage: Eukaryota; Metazoa; Arthropoda; Malacostraca; Amphipoda; Hyalellidae. The record is from RefSeq and is a predicted model, not a curated record.
ACAAAAUUAAAAUAUUUGUUCCGAUCAAAUUUUACACAUCACAUAGUUUACAUAUAGGGACUUAUUCAUUUUGUCAUGGCGAAAACUGGCGUUGGUCCGCAUGGAGUGUCAUAAUCAGUGGCAGAGAUGAUAAUAACUUAGAAUAAUCAUAAUUUAGAAGCAGAGAGAUCAGCGAUGGCUACAAAGGAGACCUCGUUAACGAACCCCUCAUGCUCGGCACGUUCACGGAGCACUGAUGACGACACGCAAGCUCUUGGCAACCAUGGUGAAGUGGACAUGGGUGAUCACAACGCCAACUCUACUAAACUGGGUGGUGGGCCGACGCGGCGUCUGGCGGACCUUCUGAGCGACGCGGGGCGCUUUGCCUACUGCGGGCUGGUGACCACCGCCCUGCAGCAGCUCUUCACCGACACACAAUCAGACACAGAGUUCGCUGAGCACUCCCUGCAGCACAUGCUGCAGCACCUGGCCCUUCCCAAGACAGUCGCCGACGUGAUGGAGGUGACGUUGUCGGGGGGCUGCGGCACAGGCAGCGAGGUAGGCUACCGCGAGCUGCUGAAGGAGGAGCCUGUGCUGCAGCGCUCGGCCGUGCCCCUGGUGCAGGACCUCGUCAUCCUGGCGGUGCAGAGCGGGAGCUACGAUGCGCGCACGCGUGUGCUCAUCGGUCACGUGUCUGUUCAGAUGCGCGUGCCUCUUGACGUCAUGGAGAUGCUGGAGGAGAGCGUGCAUGAGUACCUCACAGAAGAAGCCCUUCCUACAUCUCCAGAGGAGGCAGCGCGGCAGCAGACAGCGCAGCGGCACGCCAAGUACCGACGCUACACGAUGAUCGGUCUCGCCACCCUCGGCGGGGGGGCCGUGCUGGGGCUCACGGGGGGGCUUGCCGCGCCAUUUAUAGGCGCCGGGCUUGGAAGCCUCCUGGGGGCAGGCACCAUCACCGCGUUCUCCUCGACCGCGGGGGUGGCCGUCGUGGGGUCUCUCUUCGGGGCGGCGGGGGCGGGCCUGACAGGUUUCAAGAUGAAGAAGAGGGUCGGCGAAGUCGAGGAGUUUGAGUUCGAGGAGCUGACGGUGGGCACUUCGCUGCACGUCACCAUCGCCGUGUCAGGCUGGCUGAGCAAGGACAUGCCAACCUUCACUGAGCCCUGGGCCACUCUUCACCAUUCCCGCGAGCAGUACGCGCUGCGCUACGAGUCCAAGUACCUGGCUGAGCUGGGCAACACGCUCGACUAUUUGCUGCAGUUCGCCUUCUCCAUGGCAGUGCAGGAGUCGCUCAAGUACACCGUGCUGGCCGGCAUCAUCAGUGCCGUGGUGUGGCCGGCAUCACUUGUCACGUUGGCUUCCAUCAUUGACAACCCUUGGGGAGUUUGCUGUCGGCGCUCCGCUCAGGUGGGGCGGCAGCUGGCGACGGUGCUGCUGCAGCGGGAACACGGACGCCGGCCGGUCACUCUGGUGGGCUUCUCGCUCGGCGCCAGGGUCAUCUACUACUGCCUGGAGGAGUUGGCACAGCGCAAGAACAGCGCUGGAAUCGUCCAGGACGUCAUCCUGCUGGGCGCGCCGGUCACUGCUUGUCCUACGAACUGGAAGCCUUUUGGUACCGUUGUGUCUGGCCGUAUCAUCAACGGCUACUGCCAGAAAGACUGGCUGCUGCACUUUUUGUAUCGCACCUCUUCUGCCGAACUCCACAUUGCCGGCCUGGAACCUGUCAAGUGGAUCGACAGACGCAUGUUUAAUUUUGACCUUUCAGAUAUUGUCUCAGGCCACAUGGAUUACGCGAACAAGCUGGAGCAAAUCCUGCGUACAUUGGGCCUACGCACCCGCGACGCCUCCCGCGCCGACGCCGGCCUGAAGAAAAGCGCAACUUUUUCCCCCAGCGCCACCGAGUUUGAUAAGAUCCGAAACUCAAGACGUGCACAAGAAGAUGCUGUUCUGAAGCCUCUGCGUCGGAGUUUCUCCGAGCCCGCGCUCCAUCGCCCACACUCGCCGCCCUUCGGUCGGCGGGCCAAACGGGCCUCGCUGUCCUCGACGCCGACGUCUGGCCUCAUCCAACCAUAGCCGCCGCUCGUCGGGUCCCGGGCCUAUAGAGCCUCGCUGUCCCUGACGCCGACGUCUGGCCUCAGCCAACCAUAGCCGCCGCUCGUCGGCUCCCGGGCCUAUAGAGCCUCACUGUCCUCGAGGCC